CAAGAAGUGAAAGGAUUAAAAAAUGAAACGUCGAUACUAUCCUAUAGUACUAUCACUGAUGUGUGGGACGUUUGGAAAUUUCCAACUUAUCUUUUUGAUUAAUAAUAAUUCAAGCGAAACAGGGAGAAUAAAAAGCCAUGGUCGAAGCCAUCGAACCGAUGAUGUCGCAGUUGUUUAGCCAAGGAUCGAGCAUACAGCCCUGCAAUAUCUAACUGUCCCCAGUCGAACAAACUUCAUUACCGAUUGGAGGAGCCAUUGAACAGGAUUUCGAAAGACCUCGAGUUACAGGUCGUAACUUUCAACCCUACCUUAUCCUAGCAGGGUUGCAGGUCGAGUCGAUAUCAUUUAACUGACACAGAACUUACCGACGUUGUUUUUUAUUACUAUCUUUGAAAUGCCUGUCACAGCUUGUGUAAGUAACGUAACACAACGUAACAGAAAAGUAACACAAGAUAAGAUAAAAUAAUAUAUAACGCAAACGAGACGGGAAGAGAAAAAAUUAGUUCACACGAUAUCGCGCAAAUGAUUUUAAUAGUUGCUAUUAUAUUAAAUAUACUAUAUCAAGGCUAAAUGUACAUAGUCACGGGAUAAGUUAAGUUUGCGGCAGAGAUUGCUGACACAUUCAGUUACAAGAUUAAGGCCGUGAUGUGUGCGAUGGGUUUCGGUUACGAAGAGAGCACGAGUUCUUAGUCGCACUAAAGUAGAAAAAUUAAAUUCGUAGAGAAUGUGUGGACAAAUGUGUGAAGAAUGAGCCAGUUGACAAGUUUAUAUAUAAACGGUAAAUACGGUGCAGUGUUACUCGAUAAUCGUUAAUCCCAGACGCGACAGAAUCGAAUUGUAAUUGUGACUAUAAAUAGACAUGGUUCGGUGUGAGAAGAUAAUCGCAUUCGAGCAUUCUAUGCUGCACACUGUCGAUCAACGCAUCAUGACAUUCGUAAUACGGAGACGAAAUAACAGAGCAAUAUUCGAGCAUGAGACGCGCCGGAGAAUUAGAGGGAGCCACAAGUGUGACGCCUGUGAGCCUCGUCAUCGAUCGCCGCCAGCACCAGCCAGUGUCUAAAAUGACUGCCAUCGAGCCAAGGUAAUAACCAUCGAAAACGCCAUUCGAAUAAUACACGACACUCUGAAGACGCAGCAGUGUGCCCGCGCGCGAAGAGUGUCAAGGGAAGAAAAGAUGAGAAGUGAGAGAAAAAUGUGACAGAAGGAAGAAAGAAGAGAUUAAGAAAAAAAAAACUCGUUCGAUGAGAAAAGUAGGCGAAAGUCGCGGUGUGUAAGUGUUCUGAAGAGAUCGAGGCGAGGAACUGUUGGCUGGAAGAUGCCUCGACCAUCGAGGGAUACUUACGGCGACCAGAAGCCGCCAUAUUCGUAUAUUUCGUUGACAGCGAUGGCGAUCUGGUCGUCGAGGGAUAAGAUGUUGCCUCUGGCUGAGAUCUACAAGUUUAUCGCCGAUCGGUUCCCCUAUUAUCGCAAGGAUACUCGCAGAUGGCAGAACUCUCUCAGGCACAAUUUGUCCUUCAACGACUGUUUCAUCAAGGUGCCACGGGGACCCCAUCGACCUGGCAAGGGCGCGUACUGGGCUCUGCACCCGGCAGCGCUGUCCAUGUUCGAGAACGGGUCCCUCCUUCGCCGUAGGAAGCGUUUCAAGCUGCACAAGCCCGACAAAGAGCUGCUAAAAUCCGAGCUCCAAGCCCUGGCGUCCGCUAUGCCACCUCCUCACUCCGAAUCCUCGCCUGUACUAUCGAUAAACCCGAACGCACAAACCAGCAGCUUGACCGUUGCCAAUCUGCAUCGUCUUCGCGACGAUUUGCUCCGCUGGGAGCUACAAGAGCGUCGUCUAACGAUGGCAUCCGGUGGCAACAGUUCUCCAGGCUUUACGACACCGGAGACCAGCUCCAGCUAUUACCUUCUGUCGCCAGAAGUUCGACAGAGACUCGCCGGGACCGACGAGAUCCUCCGUGGUUAUGAGAACAAUUUGUUGCAAACCGGAAGCUGGAGCUUCCCCGGGUUCCAGGUGUCUCCGUAUGUCUCUCAGCUGUCCUACUUUCAGACAGACAUUCCAGAGAGCAGGCAGAUCUGCGCUGGAACCACGGAGACCAGUGUUCCCGAAAAGACUGACUCGAGGGUCUUCCUGGAGACCACGAGAAGCUCCACUGUCGAGUCCACCGACAGUAAAGUUCGUUGUCCCGUGUUGGAGGCUGGUAUCUCCAGUCAGACGAGCAUCCAGCCCGAACAGAAGAAGAAGAAGAAACCGUUCACCAUCGAAAAUAUCAUUGCGCCCGACGAUGAACAGAUUUCUAGUAAUUCGGAAGACGAGAAGAGGUCUUCCGGUCAUCUUCUGGUUCCCAGGCCGCUUUAUGCGGGUUUUUCGUUUGGUCUCACUGCUAACAAGGUUCCGUACGAGACGGCUACUUGAAUUUACUAGAUCAACGUGCAUCUAGUGGAUGAUUCGAACGGGGACCCUAGUAACGCGACGAUCGCCGCUUGGCGACGCUAGUGGUCAUUCUGGUGAUUAUGACUGGCGAAUCGUUCAUCCUGUUCCUGGGUUUUCCCGUGUUUUUGCGAGGAAGUUUUGGAAGAAAAGGCUCCUGGUGGUGUUAAGCUCGGAAAUUUCAUUAAAAAAUUGUAAUAUUACUUUGUGUUCUUUCCCCUCUUGUUUCUUUUAGAAAAUUCGCAACAUUUUCGCGUCAAUCUUGUUUGAAACAGACAUAGUUAAUUUUGAAGUGGAAAUUAAUUUAUUAAUUGUGUUAUGUAUUCAUUUUUUCGAAAAUUAUUGGUGCUACAGUUUUUUCGUGGAAUGACUUUAAGUCUGAAAUCGAGCAAGUGAGUUAGCGUGGUUCGAGUGACGCUUAAAAGUGAAGAUAAAUAUCUGAAUGUAGCAGAAUUGUGGAACUGGUAUUAUUUGUGCUUUUUAAUUAACUAGAAGUGCUUUACGCGUCGUUUGAGCAAAAUCGUCGUAGCGAUCAGACUAAUGAGGUAUUUUAUUAAAAUUAAACGUUUAUAUGCACGUUAGUAAAAACUUUUGAAAUGAUUCUUAAUCUAUGUAACUUAUCUAAAUUCUUGUUAUGGAUUAUUAAUAUUCGACUGGUUAAUUAGAAACAAUGGAUAAACUAAUUGAAUAGGCAAAGUAAGAGGUUACUUUCUAAAGAAAUAUGUGAAAAUUUUGAAAGUUAUAAAUGUACAAUAAACUCGUAUAGAUAUUGGUCGCUAUUUAACGAUUUUUAGAACACUCUUUGAAAUUGGAAACUAUAGUAGAUGAUGUAAUUUAUUUCCAUGAGAAGAUAAGUGUCUCAAUUUAAAUAUUCAAAUGAAAUUGCGUUAGUGCUUAAGUGACGAGAAAUUAUAUCAAAGAAGUUUGAAAUUCAUUUUUCAGAUCUGUUUUCCCUAUUUGUUGAUCUGUGUCCUUAUAUACAUUUAUUUUAGAUUCAUGUGAUUGUUUCAAAUAACAAUAUUUUUAUCAGAUUUCCAGACUUAAAAGAUAUAUCAAAUCCAAAUAUAUCUGUAAAACAAAAUUAUAUCAACGUGACGCAUUUAAAUGUUUAAAAAUUAAUGUUUAGAUCAGUGACUCGUUUUAUCAGGGCACUACCAAUAGUCUUUUCUUUCCCUUUUCAAUGGAACUUAAAAGUUUCUUGGAGUAAAAAAUAUUUGAAGAGAUAAUGGAAGUGAACGUAUCAAUAUUAAACGUAAUUUAACGAAAAUGAUAAAAUCGAUUAGUGAUAACGCAAAGGAAUGCAAUAUGGUGUUCGAUAAUUAUUUAACAAAUUAAAUAAUAAAAAUAAGUGAUUGUUGAACUAUGUGGUAUUUUUAUUUACGGGUUGGUUACCCUGCGUGUAACUGCGUCAUGUGCAGUGAAAAUAUAUUUUUUUGACUCAUAUAAUAACAUUCCACUAUGUUAUUUAAAGAAUAAAAGAAGUAAAAAGGAAUUUGAGAAUAAAAAAAAAUACAAACGUUAUAUUUUUUCUAGGUUUCAAAAUUUCUCUUACUCUUUUCUAUUCUUCUUUUUCUUAAUUCUAACCUUAUCAUGUAAGGAAAGGAAAACUAAUAAUUAAGGGAAGAAUAUAUGAAAUAAAAAAUUAAUGAAUUAAGGAAAUUUAUUGCAAUAAUUAUUUGGCUAAAAUGAGCAUAAUUUGUCAAAUAAUUUUCGAACACCUUAUGAAUAACGAUAAAUCGAGCAUAAUAAUAUAUUUAACGUUUAACAACGUAUUUGCAUUUAACAAGCAACGACAUGGACAUUUGCCUGUAUAUCAUUGUAACAUUUUGUAUUCGUUUUACAACGAGGAGUCUUAUAUAAGCACAAGGAAGAAAAGAAAACCAUUAAUUAACAAAAUAUGUAUGUACAUUGACCUGCGAAGUUCUCGAAGGCAUUAAAAAAAAAAAAAAAAAAAAUAAGAAAAGAAGAUAAUAUUAAAGUAGCAAGUUGAAACGUACAAUAAGGUGUUUUACAGAAACACGAAAUACGAUUUAAAGAAUAAAAGAAGAAAUGUGUUCUAAUGUAACACGAAAUAUCGUACUAUUUAGAAAAACAUUGAGAAGUAUACCAAUGUUAAGAAUAAACAAUAACUAGAGAUGCUCGAGUGAAAGUAUUAAAAUUAGGGAAGUACUCGAGUACGAGGAACUAUUAUACCUGACGGAUACUUCAAAAUACUUAAUACAUAACGAUAAUUAAGCGUGUAAUUACAGAUUCUCGGUUCUUGCGAAUAAUUUAAAAUAACCGAGAAAGUAAAAAUUCCUUAGGGCUAGAUAUGUGUAUUACACGAGAACUGAUCAAACAAUAUUAAGAAUUCGAGUGAAAUUAGAGUACAAGAAAUAUUUAUUAGACUAAUAUUUACUAAAUAUAAAAUCUAAUGUUGAAUAAAAUUCUAUUCCAAUAAAUGAAGUUUUGGCAAGUUUUGAUAGACGCAAGUUUUCAAACAAUUAUUCACAAAUUAACUGUACUUAAAAAUCUAAAAUAAUCGAAGUCAUAAUUAAUUUUUUAAUAAUUUUAACGAAUAAUAAUAUUACUCAAUUACGUCUCUGCUAUAAUUUAACAUCGAUGAGAUAGAUAUAUCAAUAUUAAAUUUUGAAAAGAAACAAUGUUCUUAGUAUUAUUUGAUCAAACCUCAUAUUUUGAAAACCACAUACCUUCGAGCAACGGAAGUGUUCUUCAAUAUGGCCGAAGGAGGAACAUUGAACGCGUGAGAAUUGGCAACUUUGUAGCUCUUAUAUUCGUAGCUUCUAAAGCCGGCUCUGCACCUGACGAACGAACACGAACGAAGUAUAGUGAAUACGAAUGAAUGCAAAUGGACAUAAACGAAGGAUAUGUAAGUACUAAAUACAGUCAUUCACGAAAGUCUUUGAAUACUUCAUAAAAGAGAUAUUUUAUUAAAAUAUGUUAAUAAAAAUAUUAAUACCAAUUAAUCAAUAUUAAUACAAAUAUUAUUAAUGAAAUACAUUUUUAUUAAAAUAAAUUGUAUCCUUGUGUUGUGUUUGGCGAUUACAGUAACUUAUGUAUGUAUGCAUAGUCGUCCACACAUAGUGACAAGACUAAAGUAUUUCAUCAUCCUUCUUGGUACAAAAUACAGUAACCUUACGAAUAGAUUUGGUAGAAUUUUAUUUUAAUAAGAAUAGCUUUGUUAUUAAGUGUGACAAUAUUUUCGUAGCAGCCUAUAAACGCAAACAUAUUUAUUACUUACGAACGUAACUCAUCUUCGAUUCCCCUCUAUUCACUAACAUUUGAUCUCGCACUUUGAUUUCUCACUAUCACCAGCAACGGAAAACUGUGUCAAUUGAAGAUUCAAGUAUUUUAUUUAUACUACACCGACACGAAUAAAUAAUCUUUGAUAUGCAAAAAUUAUAAUUACAUUAUUAUAUGUGUACGCAUUGAAUAAAACGAAUGCUAGAAAAGCUUCUAAGUGAACUACUGCGUGAUGCGCAAGAUGAUUUUUUAGGGCGUCUUUUGCGCAUCGUACUGCGCUUCAGAUCAGAGAAAAAGAAAUAUCGAUAAUCGAUAUUAAAGCAACUUUAGUUAGUGCGAGGAAGUUUAACGACAUCGUGUUACGAACUUGUCAAUGUUACGUAUUUGUUAAUGUUAAGUAUUUUUUAACAAACUUGUGUUUUGUCGUUCACGUUAGUUCGUGCUCGUUCGUGAUGUGUAAAUCUGACUUUAUAGUCACGCUCUAUCGUCCAUUAUGCAUAAUUGCGGGUCUAGUUAACGUAACGUAAGAUCCUCCGAAGCUCUCGAUAAGGCGUUUCCUCUUCGAUAUCUGAAAGAUAGGUAAAAGUUUUAUUAGUGAGUUUUAUGCUUGGAUUAGUGAGUUAUGUGCUUGGAUGAUUCGAAAAGAAUUUUGUGAUGUACGGAUUCUGGACCACAAGGAAUUCUGGGUAUGUAACAUUCCAGUAAAUCUUCUUUCGUUCGAUGUGGUAUUCUUUAUGUAAUUAUAUGAACGAAUGUAUGAACGAAAUUUGAAAAGCUACAAUGGCUACAGGAAGUAUCGAUAAUAAACCCUUCUUCUAUCAAGUCCUACAUUUCAUUCUCACAAUAUCACAUUUCUGCAAUUGUAUGAAAAUCGAUUCAUACAAUUUGAACUUUAAUAUAUUUGUAUCUAAUUCGCCAGUAUAUAAAUGCUACUUAUUAAUUAAUAAAUACAAUUUAUCAAUAUUUUUUGUAGCCACUGUACUACAUCAGUGAUGAGUAUUUCAUUAAGCAUUAAAUAUUUUGUUUUUCAUUCACUACAAUUAUCGCUUUAGUUUUAAUUGACGGAUUUUUUUAUACAUACGAUCCGAAAUUAAAAACUAAAAGAUUAGUCAUGCGUGAUAGUGUAUCUUCAAAAAUUGCUUUGACCAAACAUAACCUUAUUAAUGGCUGUCCCCAUUAUAUGUACUUAAAAAAUGAGAACAAAAAUUAAUACAAAAAGUUUGAACUUUGAUAUAUUAAAAAUUCAAAAAAGUGAAUUAUAUUCGAAGGGGAAAUUAAUCGAAUUAGAAUCAAUACUAAAAGUAAUUGCCUUAAUCGAAAAUGUAGUUUCAGAAAUAUAUUCGUGCCCUUGAAAUAAACAAAUCAGCACGUUUGCUUCUUCCGAAACAAAGAAAAUCAUUUUCGUUUCAAAAUGAUGCAAAACAAUUUUUCAUUAGUUCAGUGGAGGUUUUACGAUUAAAACAAAUUUUAUACCGUUUUCCGUUUAUAUAUUUAUUUCGUUUCAAUUUAUGUAAUUUCUGUAUAGCAGAAAAAUGCGAGAAAAUUUUAUUUCACACGUUUCUCUUGCACUUUAACGCGAUAUGUAAGUAGCUGCCAGUAGUUUCCCCGUUUAAUUUUUAUCAAGUGUUAUUGCAAAUAAAAUUUUGCUUCUUGUCUUUGUUAUUGAAGUUUAAUUAAUAAUUCUAAUUAAUAGCGCAGAUUGAAGAUCAGGUAUAUAUGUAUAUACUAUAUGUAUAAGGAAUAUUCCUUCAAAUUGUAACUAUGAGUAACAUAGACUGUUCUUUUUUCUUCUAUUCUUAAAUUAAAACAGAGGUUUCGAUUGUUCUUUGUUAAGAACAGAGGUUAUUUAUAGACUUAUGGUACGUAAAUUUCGUUUAACGGGAUCACGUGCGAAACCAUUGAAAGGAAGUUCAUCCAUUGUGCGAACGUACUCGUAAAUGAUCUACAGGCGUAAUAUAAUUAAUGUACUCGAUCGUACUUUCACGAAGAUGCUCGUAAAUGUAAACAUUGCUUCGUGGUUAAAUAAAUUAUUGUAUAUAUAUCUGGAAAA
This is a messenger RNA of Bombus terrestris (buff-tailed bumblebee), 7721 nucleotides long. RefSeq names its product forkhead box protein A2-A. Gene Ontology annotation, biological process: cell differentiation; regulation of transcription by RNA polymerase II; anatomical structure morphogenesis. Gene Ontology annotation, molecular function: RNA polymerase II cis-regulatory region sequence-specific DNA binding; DNA-binding transcription factor activity, RNA polymerase II-specific. The record is from RefSeq and is a predicted model, not a curated record. The transcript has 4 exons. Bases 1316 to 2413 code for a protein of 365 amino acids. NCBI's taxonomy places the organism in Eukaryota, Metazoa, Arthropoda, Insecta, Hymenoptera, Apidae.